Messenger RNA from Lycium barbarum (goji berry), 888 nucleotides. RefSeq lists its product as uncharacterized. The record is from RefSeq and is a predicted model, not a curated record. The transcript is spliced from 3 exons. Gene Ontology annotation, molecular function: zinc ion binding; nucleic acid binding. The coding region runs from base 1 to 888 and encodes 295 amino acids. Lineage: Eukaryota; Viridiplantae; Streptophyta; Magnoliopsida; Solanales; Solanaceae.
AUGGCCCAAAUCAAGAGCCACAAGGAAAAGAAAACCAGGAAGUCCAAGGUGAAAGCAACUUUGUUUGUUGCUGUUUCAACAACUAUUUUCACGAGAAUUAUGUCUCUCACAUCACCAAAAGAAAUUUGGGAUUAUUUGAAGAACGAAUAUGUUGGAGAUGAGAGAAUACGAGGGAUGAAAGUAUUAAAUUUGAUAAGAGAGUUUGAGUUACAGAAAAAGAGUCCGAGACUGUCAAAGAGUACACGAACAGAUUGCUUGGCAUUGUUAACAAGUGCCCGAAAGAUAUCAAAUAUGUAUAACUACCUUGGAAAACACACAAGAUCUGUCCAAGAUUACCUUGGCAGAGUUGUUAAAUUCUUUCCAGGCAUAGGAGCAAAAGAGGCUUAUGAGCACUGUGGAAAAACAGGACAUCCACCAUUCAAAUGUUGGAAGAGGCCAGACGCAAAGUGUAACAAGUGUAAUGAACUUGGUCAUGAAACAGUGAUUUGCAAAAACGAAUCUCAGAAUCAUGAUGCAGAUGCACGUGUCGCCGAUGAAGAAGAAGACCAUCUUUUUGUUUCAACGUGUAUAUCAAGUAAGGUUUCAACAAAUUCUUGGUUGAUUGAUAGCGGUUGCACUAACCAUAUGACUUAUGACAAGAGUUUGUUCAAAGAGUUAAAAUCCACUGAAAUAUCUAAAGUUAGGAUCGGAAAUGGUGACCAGAUUCUUGUUGAAGGGAAAGGAACUGUUGUCAUUAAAACAAGUUCCGGUAAUAAGACAAUUUUAGAUGUUCUUUAUGUACAAAAUAUUGAUCAAAACUUGUUGAGUAUUUGUCAGUUGAUAGAAAAAGGAUUCAAAGUAUCCUUUGACGAUAAGCAUUGUUUCAUCAAUGAUGUUGCUAGAAAAUAA